AGCUCCCGCACCCUCAUGGCCAAGUGAGAGCUAGCCCCCCCAGGCCCCUGCCUAACUGUCCGGCAGAGCUCUGGGAGGUAUCCAGCUCUCCUCCUAACCUCACCAGGAAAGCCCCCUUGUCUCAGACCUGCACUCUUACCACCUCCUCAUUCUCUAGCCUUCUGUGGAGGGGCCACCCUGUGACAGCUCGGCAGCUGAAGGUACCGGGAACUCAGCCUGAUGUGCUGUUGGCCGACCUUCAACACUGCAGCACCCUGCACCACCCCAACAUGUUGCUGCUGAUGGCACUGAGCCCCUCGGCGGACCUGUCAGGGCUGUGCCUCCUCUUCGAACCCGUGUGGCUGGGCUCCCUGCACGUGGUGCUGCACCCACGGGGACCGAGUCAGGGAGGGCCCCGCACUGUGCCAGGCCUGCCGCCCGGCCACCUGCUGCUGCAGGUGCUGGAGGCCCUGCUGUUCCUGCAGGCCCGCUGGCGUGCUCAUGGCGGCCUUAGCUCUCAUGCCAUGCAGCUGGUACGGCCAGGCCUGGCCAAGGUGGGCAGCCUAGAGCACGGGCGCCCACUGCACCGAUGCUGGCUGCCGCCCAGGCCACAGCAGGGCUACCCCUGGGGAGGCCCAGGCCCAGGGCUACCCCCGCCUCCUGAACUGUACCCAUGGCUGCCACUUGAGCUCAUCUGCGGUGACGUGCCUGCCGCCACCUCAGAUCUCUACAGCUUCUGCAUCCUGGCCCAGGAGGUCUUCACCGGAGAGCUGCCCUGGGCUGGGAGAAAGGGGCCUGAAGUGAAGGCUAAAUUGGAGGCAGGUGAGAGCCCGGCCCUGGAUCCCCUGGUACCAGCCCCCUACCAGGCCCUGGUUCAGGCUGGGCUGGGCCUAGGGCCCGCUGACCGCUGGGGCAGCCUGCAGAGUACUCGAUACCUGCUGCGGGAGGCCAUGGCCCAGGACUCCACUCCUGAGGUGAGCUCCCGGAAGCAUUGGCCCACACGGUACCUUUCAUCCCAGGGUUCCCCACCAGAGACACUGUACUGUGAGGUGGCUCCCAGAGCCAGGACUAUACCCAGGCCUGUGCCCCCUGUGAUGCCCCUAGGCCCCUCCCCAUGCCAGGCCCCGGAGACUCCUGAGACCCCAGGCCACAGCAGAGUCCAGAGGGGCACAGCCUGGGACUCAGGCAGCAGCUUGACUCUAGGAAGCCUGAGCCCCAGCCCCAGCCUCUACCCAGGCUUCAGCCCCACAGCCAGGGUCAGCCUGCACCGCUGCCUGGAGCCCAGCUCAACAGUGCCCAGUCCUGAGCUGAUCAAAGGAGAUCUCUUCUCCAGCCUGCAGAAGAUGGACCUGCUGGAGGAGGUCAUAGCAGAGCUGCAAGGUGGAUGCCAACUCGGAGACAAGCCCAGCCUCGACCCCACUCCUGACACAGAUUCUUAGGGUGCCCAUGACUGCCUCCCUGAAGAUAUCACUGCUCAGAGCCUCCCAGGAAUGGUUCCCCGUUCAGCACUUGCUGAAAUAAUAAAGUGAUAAAGCAGCC
Molecule: messenger RNA, 1518 nt
Organism: Panthera uncia (snow leopard)
Lineage: Eukaryota; Metazoa; Chordata; Mammalia; Carnivora; Felidae
Product: inactive serine/threonine-protein kinase TEX14-like
Exons: 9
Coding region: 270-1418 (382 amino acids)
Biological process (GO): mitotic spindle assembly checkpoint signaling; attachment of spindle microtubules to kinetochore; mitotic sister chromatid separation
Cellular component (GO): intercellular bridge; kinetochore; midbody
Molecular function (GO): protein kinase activity
Source: RefSeq, a predicted model, not a curated record